AUGGGUUCUCCGGCGGGCGCCCGGCGGCUGCUCUACCGCAGCACUCGCCUGCUCCGCGCGGCCUUCCAGCACCUCCACCAGCAGCAGCAGCGAGCCGAUGUCUUCUGCGACGCCGUCCUCCAGGCUGAAGGCGGGACGGUGGUGGCCCACUGCUGCGUCCUCUCCGUCUGCAGCCCCUUUUUCAGGGAGCAGCUGCACCAGGAGCUGCCCCCCCGGGGAAAGAGAGUGGUGCUGGAGCUGGGAGGGCUGAAGAUCGGGGUGCUGCGCACGCUGGUGCGCUUCCUCUACACCGCCGAGCUGGAGGCCACGCAGGACGAGGUGCAGGAGGUGCUAGCAGCUGCCCGCCUGCUCCGCGUUACCGAGCUCGAAUCGCUGCAGCUCCAGGCGGGGCGGCUGGUGAGGCUGGGACCCUCGCGGCAGCUCAAUCGCUCCUGCCUGGGCCCGGCGCCGAACGGCUCCCCAGCGGCGGCAGACGACAGGGCUGAGCGCGGGGGGCGCGCUAGCCGCCCCGGGAGCACCGGCGGGUCCCCGCAGGGGCAGUCAGGCUUUCCAGGGGGCGCGCAGCCCAGCCCGGUGGGGCGGGUGAAGCUGCGGAAGGUGGAGAGCAGGGGCUGCUGGGAGGUGGUGCGGGACAGGCAGCCGCCCGCCGCUGCGGCGGUCCCCAGAGGGGAGGGGACAGAAGCGGAGCGACCCCUGGAUGCAGGAGCAUUGGGGCAAGCGAGCAGGCGCCACUCACGCCGGCAGAGCCCCCAGGCAGCCUCGAGGAAGCAGGGCUGUGGGCAGGUGGUGCCCCCGGCAGACCCCAAGGAAGAGGAGGUGGAUGUGGGGACGGUGGAGCCGUGCCUGCCCCCUGGCACUGUCUGUGUCUGGCCCUGCCCCUCCUCCGAGUCAGAUGAGGAGGUGGAUAUCCUCACCUAG
Molecule: messenger RNA, 918 nt
Organism: Dryobates pubescens (Downy woodpecker)
Lineage: Eukaryota; Metazoa; Chordata; Aves; Piciformes; Picidae
Gene: BTBD18
Product: BTB domain containing 18
Exons: 2
Coding region: 1-918 (305 amino acids)
Biological process (GO): positive regulation of transcription elongation by RNA polymerase II
Molecular function (GO): protein binding
Source: RefSeq, a predicted model, not a curated record